Saccoglossus kowalevskii is the source of this 1379-nucleotide messenger RNA. RefSeq lists its product as uncharacterized. The record is from RefSeq and is a predicted model, not a curated record. Gene Ontology annotation, molecular function: catalytic activity. Lineage: Eukaryota; Metazoa; Hemichordata; Enteropneusta; Harrimaniidae.
AUGAUACGAAAGUUUCACUACGUUCACUUGCCAAGCAAGACCUAUGUAAUUCCUUGUUUUCAAGCCUUUAGUAAGCGUGCUAUUAUUAUCAGCAACAACUCUAGUACAUUUUCAAGUUGCCAGAAUCCGUCUGCUGCCCUUUCCGCCUCGUCUCUGUAUCGUCGUCACAAUACCGUAUUGGUCACACAAAUGCGACAUGUUGUCCUCAAGCGCCGGCAUCCAAUCGUUCGAUGUUACUGUUCUAGGGAAGUUGCCGAUUUUGAACUGAAAGUGACGACGGUCGAAAGUUGCGGCGACGUGUUCGAUGUCUCCUACGUUGAUAUCGGGAAACGGGAUGCCCCUAUUAUCGUCUGUCUCCAUGGAUCCCCGGCGUCGCAUAAAGACUUUGCUCUCAUAACGCCAUACCUUUUGGCGGCCAAUGCAAGAGUUAUUUUACCAAAUUUUCCGGGAUAUGGAUAUUGCAAGACUGUGAGAGGAGAUUCAUAUUAUUUCACAUCAGAACAUAAAGCCGAAUUUAUCAAGGACUUUUUGCAAACUAUAAAUGUAAACAGGGUCACAGUACUGGUUUGUCACAGUGCUUCUGGUACUGCUGCAAGUCAGCUAUGUGCGCAUUCAAAUAUAACUGACUCAGUAGUGUUCAUGUCUGGUAUAGGAAUAUGGCCACACAGGGCAGUUAGGUCAUUGAGACUCAUGAAAACAGUGUCUGCUUUAAUGAAUGCUGCUAUCAUUGGUGAUGCGAUGCAAAAAGUCAUACCAUGGAUGUCUAUAAAGAUGAGUGGAUUUCGUGUCAGUAAGCCAUCUUAUAUGAUCGCACUCAUUCAUGAAAUGGCUAGAGUGGAUUGGUUAAAGAGUAGGCAAAAUCUUGAAAUCCUGGGGGGCAAGUCAUUACCGAUCAUGAUCAUAGGUGUAGAAGACGAUCCAAUUGUUCAAUCUGCCAUUGCUCGAGAAGGAAUGAGAAUUGUUAAAGUAGACAAAGAUGACGAUGUGUUACAUUUUGAUCAGUAUGGUAACUGUGUGAAUGAAAAUAAAGAAGACCAUCGAAAAAAGCCCAGACGUGGUAUAAUCUUUGAAAAGGGUGGGCAUUGGAUUCAGAACUCAUACCCUGAACUUAUAUCAGAUGCAAUACUUGAUUUAAUGCAGUUGGUUGCACAUAAUUCAAGAUGACCAUUUUCAUCUUUGUUUAUCCAUUUCAUUUAUUAAUUGAGGGUCAUUCAACCAAAUGCAUGUAUUUCGGUGUGUAUAGUGGAAUCACAGUCAGUUAGUGUACAAGUGAUAACAAAAUAAAUGCGAUCAAUUUACCAAUAUUUAGGCUUGAAAUUAAAUAAAGAGACAAGUUGAGAAACACUUUCUUGAAACCGGAAUCAUCAUUCAACUCAGAG